AAUUGAUAUCACAACAUUCAGAUAUGGGGUAAAAUGACAAAAGGACCACAAGAAACCGUCAACCCUCGAACCAGACUUAGAAUCAAUCACCUUCAAAAAAGCAAUAUGACUCGCUGAUGCUAUAAUGGGCAUAAAUGAGCCAACGACGUACGAAAAAUAAAUAUCAAGCAAACGGUAAAAUUAAAAUGCUGCUUCCAAACCCUAGACUCUCCUGCACUCCAUCGUGGCGGUUCAGGAGGGGGACGGUCCAGCAGUACUGCAACUUCUUCCUUUUUUUGCCUCUUAUUCAUCAUGAUCUCUACCAAGCCUCCUUUGUCGCCACCUAACACGGAUGCCCUCAAAUCUAGAUCUGUUCCAGCCCCUAGCUUCACGCUUCGUCCAUAACCUUUCACUACUAAAAAACUGACUUACAGUGACACUUAUUUAGUGACACUAUAACAUCACUCUGAUAUUUAUGACAUAUAUGUGUCAUUGUUUUUGGUAUAUUAUUAUUAUUAUUAUUAUUAUAGAAUAGUGACACUUGCUCAUACUGAAAGCUAGUGCGGUAGUAAUGCCGCCGGUGGAAGGACCAGUCCCGGUGACCUCGCAGGCGAAGACUUCCUAUGCAUCGGUGGUAAGGGAUCCUAUCCCAGGCCAUCGAUUCCAUUCUUAGGGUUGCUCACUUUCCAACGCAGCUGAGUUGGGAUCGUCUGGAACCGUCAAGGGCUUCCCGUCCAUUUCCUUCUCUCAAAAUGACUUUCAGAUUCUUUCCCUCCCAUUCCUAUACGCCAUGGUCGGUACUUUUCCCUUCGGACGCCCCCUAUCCCUGCGAUUCGUAAGGCUUUUGAAAUGUUAGGGUCUGCUCAAUCUUAUUCGGUUGGUUUGCUCCAAUCGAACAUUGUUCUAAUCAAUUUUAAGUCCGACCUUGAUUUCCAAAAAAUGGGACUCUCCCUAGCCCCCGUCUGGAUUUCCCUUGAGGGACUCUCAAUCCAUUUACGUGAUUUAAGGGCUCUAAAUCCAUUUGAUGACCUGGCCGGGAAAGGAAGGGACGAGUCUGACGGUCUGGGUUUUCUUGGGUUGCGACGGCACCGGCACACUGCUUCCAAACUUGCAGCUUCAUCUCGAAGACCGAGAUAUUUUAUAGUUUUCAAUUUGUAGCUCCACACCUCUUUCUAUCUUAUUACCUUCUUUAGUUUUAAUUCUUUGUUUUUAACCUAAAAAUUAGGAUAACUUGAAAAUCUAACCUGAUUUGUUUACAAAAUUUUUAUACCGUAUUCUUUAGCUUGUUGACAGAAUGAGGGGCGGAAGAUGUUUUAGUGUUUUUGCAGGUCUUGUAAGGCUCCUGAGAAAAAAGAGUUUUCGGUCUUCCAGAUUGCUCCUUCGGGUCCUUUGAGGAGCCAUGUGACUAAGCAGGGUAGCCUUAACUGAUCUUCGCCUUGCAUAUGCAAUCUAUGACCUAAAACGGAAAGACGCUUAAGAUUAUGUAUCUAUCUACAGAGUACAAAGCCAUGAUAAAAGUCAUGCACACUUUUCAUAGAGUGUCCACUCAGCAGUCUUUGCACAAGGUAUCAUAAUAAAUUUGGAGUUUUAUCGAUUGUUGAUAAAGAAGGUUUAAAUGUUAGUUUAGGGAAUUUCUAUUUUGACUGCACACCUCUGACCAGUUUCUUACAUCCCCUUAUUGGAAUAUCUCAUUUCUUAUUUUAUCUCUCAUUGGGUUUUGUCCUCAAUUUUUUUCAUGGGGAAAUGUUUUACAUUUUCCAUGCCUUUCCCCAGCAAAACUAAAACAUGUCUGGGGUUGAGCAUUACCUAAGAUGUAGGAUAAAGAGUUCCUAAGCAGAGAGCAAGAUGGUGAGGUGUUAACAUAAUGCAGCUUUAACAAUGUCUUGUUGUUUUUACAUCCAAGAUUUAAAUCCACAACCCAAUGGUAAACGAUCGAACACUUUUCUAGCGCAACAAAUCCAACCUUUAGAAAGUAAAUAUGGGAUCACAUUCUCAAUGAAUAUCCUCUUCCCAUUGGGAAACUGUAGAUCUUUCAAAAUAUAAAAAUUAAGGCACUCUAUAACCUAUUACAUACACUGGGAGACCACAUUGUGUGUUUAUUUUAAUAAACACUUAUUAUCAUUUAUUCUUGAUUAAUCUUCAUUUAGACUAAUUUUUAUGCUACAUAAUUUUAUGCUUGAAAAGUACUUUGCCUUGACAGGAAAGGCCUAUUACAAGGAAUGUGCAAAUCUAAGGCCUUGUUUGGUAGCCAUUACUAGCUUAUUCUAUAAUUCACUUGGCUGCAGGCUAUGUUCAACCAGAUAUUGAGUAGUACUCUAAAGACUUGUUUUAUUGGAUUUUUUGGUGAUGCUAAGGCUAUGUUCAACCAGAUAUUGAGAAGUACUCUAAAGACUUGCUUCAUUGGACUUUUAUGGUGAUACCAGGAACUAUGAUGUCUA
Cuscuta europaea is the source of this 2417-nucleotide messenger RNA. NCBI's taxonomy places the organism in Eukaryota, Viridiplantae, Streptophyta, Magnoliopsida, Solanales, Convolvulaceae. The record is from the annotation of a GenBank genome assembly.